GUCAACAGUCAACCAUGACAACAACACCAACAUAGUAUCUACCUACCGUACCUUGUCGCGACACAAGACACUGAGAAUGCUUCAAUGCAGCUCUCGCGCCUCCUCUUCCUCAUAGCACUAGUCCUCCUCCCACCAUGUCUCCUCUCCACAACAUGGCUCUACCUCUACCCCCAGCUGCACUCGUGCGCAUUUCCCACCCCCAACGGUGACAACAAUAACAACCACAACAUCUCAAGAAAACAACCUCACCCUCACGAAGCGCCCUUCCGACUCCUCGCCCUAGGCGACCCCCAACUCGAAGGUGACUCCUCCCUCCCCUCCCCAGACGAGCCUCUCCUGCCUUCCCUGUCCGACCUCUUUUCCGCCUCCACCUUCCCGGACCUCAAAUCCGCCCUCCACUCCCUCCUCACAGCCGACGUUCCGGCCGCAUUCCACUCCCAGCGCAAGCGCCUCGACCUCCUCGGCAACGACUACUACCUCGCGCACAUCGUGCGCUCCCUCCGACGGCACACGCACCCUACGCACGUCGCGGUUUUAGGCGACCUCCUCGGCUCGCAAUGGGUGUCUGACGAGGAGUUUGAGCGGCGGGCGGGGCGGUACUGGGGGAGGGUGUUUAAGGGGAUGGAGAGGGUGCCUGAGGGGUAUAUGUGGGGUGACGACAGGAGCAAGUGGGAGAGUAAGAGGGAGGUCCUCGGGGCGGAUGAGAAGUGGGAGGAUAGGGUUAUUAAUAUCGCGGGGAACCAUGAUGUUGGGUACGCUGGGGAUCUGGAUGAGGAUCGAGUGGAGAGAUUUGAGAGGGCGUUUGGGAGGGUGAAUUGGGAUUUGUGGUUGGAGUAUCCUGCGGCGGACGAGAAGAUAUCCAUCUACAACGAUGAUGCGCACGACGGGCAAGAGGAAGAAAGCAGAGACGACGUACCAGCGCUCCGCCUGGUAAUCCUCAACACCAUGAACAUCGACGUCCCCGCGCUCUCAGACGACCUCCAACGCUCAACCUACGACUUCCUAAACCACAUCAUCACCACCUCCCUCCCCGUCGAGUCCUCCUCACACUCCACGGUCCUCCUCACGCACAUCCCGCUGCACAAGGAAUCCGGGACCUGCGUCGAUGCCCCGCUCUUCACAUUCUUCUCAGGCCACCCGCAGGGCAUAAAAGAGCAAAACAUGCUAUCCGAGCACUCGUCCAAGACGAUCCUCGAAGGCAUCUUCGGGCUGAGCGGGAACGCCGACGGCCCGAAUCGAGGACUCGGGAGGAAAGGAGUCAUAAUCAACGGACACGACCACGAGGGCUGCGACGUCAUACACUACCACUCCUCGCUCCCUUGGUCCCCUAACGCCGUCGACGAACGCAACGAAGAUAGCGCCGAAACGUACUGCGAGACAUCACCAGCCGGCGACGCCAUAUGCUACGGCAACGCGACCUCCCCCCAAGACAACGACUCACCGCCCUCCUGGCGCGCAAUCCGCACACCAUCGCUCCCACCGCGCCUCCCUCUCACAUCCCCACCCCCUAAUAACGACCCGAUCCCAAGCCUCCGCGAAGUCACGCUCCGCAGCAUGAUGGGUUCCUUCGGCGGGCGCGCGGGCUUCCUAUCCGCGUGGUACGACACCGAGAGCCGUGAAUGGCGUCUCGAGAUCGCGAGCUGCGGGCUCGGGGUCCAGCAUUGGUGGUGGGGGGUCCAUAUCGCGGACUUCGUGCUCGUGCUCGUUGCGGUGUCUGCGGUGAUGGCGUGGGGGGUUGAGAGGGUGGUUGGUGGUGGUGGGGCUGCUGUGGUGGAUGGGAAGGAGAAGGAGGAAAAGGGGAAAGGAUGAUGAUAUGAGGGAUGAUCUUUAUGGAAAUAUAUAUUCGCAUUUUUUAUCGCAUUUCUUUGGGAGGUUGUGGGAUAUCAGCAGCGCAGCGCGGCAUAGCGUAUUUUAUGUAGCAUGUAGGAUAUCUGCCUAUCUAUCGCAAGAGUAAUUAUCAUUGUUA
Molecule: messenger RNA, 1966 nt
Organism: Aaosphaeria arxii CBS 175.79
Lineage: Eukaryota; Fungi; Ascomycota; Dothideomycetes; Pleosporales
Exons: 1
Coding region: 85-1809 (574 amino acids)
Biological process (GO): GPI anchor biosynthetic process
Cellular component (GO): endoplasmic reticulum
Source: RefSeq, a predicted model, not a curated record